UUGUGCAAUUUCAGAUAAAAUAUGAAGUUAAAACAGAAACAGUUACUCGCAUCUUUCUUACUAUGUGUAACUGCAAUUAUUUUACAUAAAACAAAGAAAAAAAAACAUAAGAGGUGGGUUAACAGGCGAUGGCACGUUAGACCUAUUAAUAAAAAUCGAGAACAUCAAGGAGAGUAUAAUAAUUUAUUUCAUGAACUGAAGAAGUCGAAAGAUAAACGUAUGUUUUUCGAGUACAGUAGAAUGACAUUUUCUCACUUUGACCAGUUGGUACAGUUAACAAAGCCUCACCUCACCAAGAAGAGCCAGAGAGCUCUAGCGCCUCAAGAAAGACUAGUUAUUGCUCUAAGAUAUCUUGUGACUGGGAACUGUAUAAGUUCCAUCGCAUUCUCCUUCCGUGUAGGUCAGUCUACUGUAAGAAAUAUAAUAAAAGAAGUCUGUUAUGUGCUUUCUAACGUUUUGAGCCCUUUGUAUUUGACAGUCCCAACACAAGAAGAGUGGAAAUUAAUGGUUGAUGGAUUUUGGGACAGAUGGCAAAUGCCAAACUGUUUUGGAGCAAUAGACGGGAAGCAUAUUAGAAUAAAGUGCCUACCAAAUUCUGGCAGUUGCUAUUUUAAUUAUAAAAAAUAUUUUAGUAUAGUGUUAUUGGCUAUUUGUGAUCAUCUAUAUAGAUUUCAAUUAGUAGACAUUGGAGCCUACGGAGGAAAUAGCGAUGGUGGAAUAUUUGACGCUUCAAUUAUUGGUCAAAGCAUAAAAAAUGACCAGUUAAAUUUGCCAAAAGAUAAUGCCAAACUUCCUGGUACUGAUAUUAGCUUACCAGGAUUUUUCAUAGGAGAUGCUGCUUUUCCAUUAACAAGAAGAAUGAUGAAACCAUACUCUACUUCUAAUUUGACCAUUGCACAAAGAAUUUUUAACUACAGACACUCUAGAGCUAGACGCACAAUUGAAACUGCCUUCGGCAUUCUAGCAAAUCGGUGGCAAAUAUUCCAUAAAUCUAUUUGUAUGCUGCCAAAAACAGCAGACAAAGUAACGUUGGCAUCAGUAUGUCUACACAACUAUUUGAUGUAUGAAGAGCAAAAGGAUGGUGCUAAAGCAUAUAGUCAAGAAAUUAAUGGAACCGAUACAUGUUGGUCCCCUGUAAUGGUUGAAGGUGAGCAAGCAAAUACACCAGCAGUCACUCAACGAGAUAUUUUAUGUGAUUAUUUCGUUUCUCCGGUUGGAGAAGUAAACUUCCAAUAUGACUAUAUAACUAGAGGUACUUACGGUGAAUAAAAUUCAUCAGGAUCAAUAUCAAAGGUUUAGAUUGAUAUUUUAAUCCAAAAUUAAUCUCGGGUACAAUAAUUCCAGUAAUUCUUGUGACAGUGAUGUCUGAAACAAAGAAAUGUAGAACUGUGAUUAUAAUUAAAUAUAUAUAGAAUGCUAUGGAUAUUUGAAUAUAAAGAAAAAAGAAGGAUGAAUUUUUAAU
Messenger RNA from Temnothorax curvispinosus, 1462 nucleotides. Its product is annotated as protein ANTAGONIST OF LIKE HETEROCHROMATIN PROTEIN 1-like. The transcript is spliced from 3 exons. NCBI's taxonomy places the organism in Eukaryota, Metazoa, Arthropoda, Insecta, Hymenoptera, Formicidae. The record is from RefSeq and is a predicted model, not a curated record. Bases 22 to 1269 code for a protein of 415 amino acids.